GAACGGCUGGUCGCCGGCACUCCACACGGAUCGAAUGAAAAUGGCGCCGCAUUUAACAUCCAACCGCGUAACGAAACGUACCGCGCCAUUUUGAAAAAAAAACAUCGAGCGUCGAUAGAGGUUAACAUCAAUAAAAAAAUUAAAUAAAGAACGAUAGUGCGUACUUUUUAGUGGAAAAUGACAAUUUACAGUAAAAUUGUUCAAAUAAUAUUAGUCAGUGUGUGAUGAGUUUCGGAAAGCACUUUGAUUUUGAAGGGAGCAUGUCAGAGCCAGUGGAAGGCGGCGCUGCACUGGCAUGGCGUUUGCUCGCCACUCUGGAGGGAGGAUCGCUUAUCCUGGCCGCUUCAGCACUGCUGGCCUACACUGCGAGGAACCGCAUAGCCGCGAGAGGCAACCGCAGGCCUAUUAGGAGCGUGCUGCUUACAGACACUACUAACUCGUUGGGCAGAGAGCUGAAGAUGCAGUUGGAGUCGCGCGGUUGUGUUGUGCGCACAUUGAUGAGCGGAGCAGAGAGCGGAACCACGAGCGGAGUGGGUAGCGGACAGAGAGUAGACGCGCUCGUCGUGGUCGGCGCCGAGAGUAAAGCAGGCGACUUAAAUGCCAUGGCCUGUGUAGUGAAUGAAGAUGUUUACAAAAAUUUAAAAUUACUAGAAACCCUAUCGCCGCUGGUACGUAGGGGUGGGUGCGUGGCAUGGGCGUGCGCGGGCGCGGGAGCGGAGAGCGGAAACUUCAGCCAGGCGAGCGCCGCCUUCGACACCGUCCUCAGAGCAAGCCUAGAACAUAUUGCUAAAGUGACUCACUGCGACCCAGUGUGGGUGGGCCGCCAUGAUGGAGCUGAGCGGACAGCGGAUCGAUUAGUCGACGCGCUCUUGAAUUGCACCACCGACCACAACACAUCUGUGUUUUCUAUUAGAAAUGUAGCACACAAAGUAGGAGAAUACGUCUGCCGAUGGUUGAAGAUUGUGUCCUGAGAUAUUCAAGAAGUGUGCUUUUUAAAAAUAAACAUAGGUACCUGCCUAUUUCGUAGAAAUAAAAACAGUUCGCAGGCCUACGUUACAUGGGCAUGCUCACACUCUGUACUUAACUGCCAGCCGAAUAAAAAUAUUAUAAUAUAUUAUAAUGAUCAGGCAACCAAUUUUAAGCUAUUGCGGUAUAGCAACUAAAUUUGAGAUUAGUUAGUAGCUAUGGAUGUAUAUUCAUAGCUACUAACUAAUCUCAAAUUAUUAUGUUCGAAGGGCAGCAAAUUGUGUUUGCAAAUAAUAUUAGAUUUUUAUUAAUCUUCGAUUUGCUAUUUGGAAAUCUUUUGAAGAUUUUUAAGAAUUUGUAUAAAUAUUUGCAAUACUUAUCUUUUUUGAUAUAAAAUCUAUCUAAGUUACAAAACUAUUAUAAGUAAUUUUUAAGUUCUUGUGAUACAAAAUAAACGCCUAAUUAAUAAAUUAUU
Manduca sexta (tobacco hornworm) is the source of this 1441-nucleotide messenger RNA. RefSeq lists its product as uncharacterized. The coding region runs from base 225 to 971 and encodes 248 amino acids. NCBI's taxonomy places the organism in Eukaryota, Metazoa, Arthropoda, Insecta, Lepidoptera, Sphingidae. The transcript has 6 exons. The record is from RefSeq and is a predicted model, not a curated record.